Mytilus trossulus (common blue mussel) is the source of this 1127-nucleotide messenger RNA. RefSeq lists its product as uncharacterized. The transcript has 4 exons. NCBI's taxonomy places the organism in Eukaryota, Metazoa, Mollusca, Bivalvia, Mytilida, Mytilidae. The record is from RefSeq and is a predicted model, not a curated record. Bases 1 to 849 code for a protein of 282 amino acids.
AUGCAAUCAAAGAGUUUAAAUGCCUUUGUUGCAGACCGUGUUAUGGUUGUUUGCUCAUGCAUUGUUAUUAAGAUUGACGUCUUAAUUCAAUGCCAGGGCGAGCCAAAUAAUAGUCAAUCUCCAGAAGAUUGUGUAGCUUCUGGUGAAAAUGGAUGGCAUGAUGUUCCAUGCACGUUUGAGUAUGUUAUUGUUUGUCAGAAAAAUAAAGAAGGCAUAGCAGACGAGGAUAAAAGAGUAACCAUUUCAUGUGAUGUGAAAUACACAGCGGGUAUUACAAAACUGUUCUGGACAAGAUCAGUAAAUGGUACCAGUAUGAUCGUUUCUGAAUACGCAACAGGUGGGAACGUAACAUCUCCUAGUCUAAUUUUUGAACAAAUAAAAUGGACAGACGAGGGAUUGUAUAAAUGUCAUGUGGCAUACAUUUCCGGACUGACGCAAACAGAUGAAAAGGUUCUCUUUAUAAAUGCAACAAAUAUGUGUCCAUGUGGAUGUGAAUAUCGGAGAAAACUGGAACAUUGGGGCUCAAAGAUAGUUCAAAAUAAAACCCGGGAGGAAUUGCUAAAGGAACUGGAAUCAGAACUACAAAAUAUUCAAAAACAACUAGUAGUAAAUAAAACACAGCUGUCUUCAAGCAUCCGCAGACGAUCAUCUGCUCCUGAUAAACGGAAAUCUUCCAAGACGAUGGGAUUAGCCGGAGCUGCUUUUAUUUGUAUAGUCGUUGGACUAGUUGUACUCGUAGAUUUUCUCAGUUUCGUUAAGUUUGUAAAGUCGACGAAUACCUUUUGGAAUACCAAGAAAAUAGGAGAAAAGACAAAGAAAAAGAGCAAAGAAAAAAAACGAGCAAAAUGAGAUAUAUAUUUGAUAUUAACAAUAGGAAACCUCACACUUAUGCAUAAGAGUAAAAUUCGAGCCAAAAAAUAUCUAUGGACUUUUCUUCCAGAUAAAUUUGUAAAGUAAACUCAAUAUCUUGGCAGUUUAAUACCAAGUAAAUUAGUGUGAUUUAGAAAACACAACAUUUCAUUGAUCCUCUUUUAUAUAAAUGUUUAUAAUUAUAAGUUAAUUUUGCAAUAAUCAUUAUUUAAAAAAUUCCAAACACUUAUAUACCAAUGUAGAGACACUUUUCAGAA